AUGUACUCCUACCUUACUAUAUAUACAAGAGUAUCCAGAAGAUAUUCUAUCUUCUUUUACCCCCCAAGAAGAUACUUUAACCCCUUCUACCCAGCUUCUAGCUCUAGAAGAAAGCUUUUAGCCUUCUUUUAUACCUCAGUUAGGGGUAUUAAAGAAGUAUACUUGUUCUUUUUUUAUAAUUAUAAAAAGUACCCUAGAAAAGGUCUUAUAGUUAUAACUAUAAAAGAAGAAGAAGGAGAUCCUUCUAAAAUAUCUAUAAUAGUCCUAAGUUACACUAUAACUUCUAUAGACUCUAAGAGCUACCUAGGCGUUAUAGAAGGUUAUAAUAUUCCUUUUAGUAGAGUUAUAAGGUGUACUGACAUAGAAAUUAAAGAAUUAAAUACUACAGAAAAAGAAAAAGUCUUAAAGGCAAAUACUAUAAGAGACUUAAGCUUAUUUACCUUCUUAGCUAGAGAGAAGACCUAUAGAAAAUUAUUAUUCUUUAUCCCCUAUAAAAACGAAGUAAAUUCUUUAGAGUAG
This is a messenger RNA of Colletotrichum navitas, 519 nucleotides long. RefSeq lists its product as uncharacterized. NCBI's taxonomy places the organism in Eukaryota, Fungi, Ascomycota, Sordariomycetes, Glomerellales, Glomerellaceae. The record is from RefSeq and is a predicted model, not a curated record. The coding region runs from base 1 to 519 and encodes 172 amino acids. The transcript is spliced from 19 exons.